Molecule: messenger RNA, 1675 nt
Organism: Archocentrus centrarchus (flier cichlid)
Lineage: Eukaryota; Metazoa; Chordata; Actinopteri; Cichliformes; Cichlidae
Exons: 6
Coding region: 273-1067 (264 amino acids)
Biological process (GO): proteasome localization; nuclear protein quality control by the ubiquitin-proteasome system
Cellular component (GO): nuclear membrane; nucleus
Molecular function (GO): proteasome binding
Source: RefSeq, a predicted model, not a curated record
UUCACAAUAAGCAUUGUACUGGUGUGCAGCAGACAAAAAGUUGCAAGUUUCUCUUUGUCAUCGUUUCAGUAGCUUUAAGUGAUAGGGGAGGACUUUUGUGUAGCAGUUUAAGCUGUUUUCCGGAGCAAAUUCCUGGCUGCCGAGCUUAAACUGCCACUAGCGCGGAGAAGUUAUUGUUCGCCGCUCCGUGGGGUUUAAAUUUCAGCUAACAGGAGAGUCACAGGCCACAGCAGGUAGUUAGCUCCGUGUCUUUAACCUUUAGUUUGGUCGCAAUGGCAGCUGUGUGCCAGCCACGACGCGCCUUGGUGGAAAUACCUGCUCCACAGCCCAAAAUUGCAGCUCGAAUAAGGAGGUCCUACUUGGAAAUAUUAAGUCCACGCAUGGCCCCGUCUCCACUCCCCAGAGGGAGAAAUACAGCUGCAAACACAAAGCGCAUGCAGUCAUUGGACCUGUCAGUUGGUGGGACGUGGGCAGGAAGGAUAGAGGAGCAGUGCGAGAAGAUGGACGAGCAGGACACCCCGCUGUCCAAACAGCAGCUCGUGCAGCUAAUCCGAUCCCUCAUCUUGGUCGAACAGAGCCAAGAGCCCAGGAUCAUGGCAUCAGACCUGAAGUAUCUACAGGAUGACCUGCAACUAAAGAAGACCAAUGUUUACAGAUCCAUACCUUACUCACGGUUUGGAUCCAACAGGGACGCUCACUGCUACAGAAAGGCAUACCCCCACCUGGUGGCCUUCAAAGUUUCGUGUCAGGAGUGGGGCCAAGUUCUGCUGAGGAACAAAGAGUGGGACGCUGUGUUGGAGCACUCGCUGAUGGCGUGGCGUUACACCAGCGAGCUACCGCAGUGGGAUACUGCAAGCCACAACGGCCUCCGAGAGCAGUGUUACAGCAUCCUGGCGGCUCACAGCCUCAGUGCACUCCAGCACUAUUCCCCCGAGCCCAGCAGAGGACGCGAGCUGCUCAGAAGGUUGAAGAUGGCUCAGCUGUAUAGCCAGUCAAUUGUCCCCUGCAUACAGGAGUUGCAGAGGAUUAUGGGAUGUCCCGAUGACUCGCCCAUGGAUACAAAAUGACAGGAGAACCCAGCUAAGAGUGCAGUUCAUGGAUGACCAAAAAAAAAAAAGAUUCAUGUGAACAUGGUAGUGUUUGAGUAAAAACCACUACAAUAUUCUUCCACAGGGCAUGGUGGCAAGUGCAAAAUGAACAAAUUCCACAUAAUGCAGGCUUCAAAAGAUAACACUUCCUAGGUGGCUGAAAAUGGCAUUUUAACAGCAUGUGGAAGGUGUUUUAAGAGUUGUUGCACUGUACAGUAUGCAGGGUAUUAAUGUAACAUUUUGUUCAUACAUUACCAGCCUAAAACAAAUAGGAGAAGAAACAUUUAUGUUCUGAAAAAUGUUCACUUGGUGCUGGCAGGAUUCAAAUGUUUGUAUAUUUUUAGACGUGUACAGUCUAGUUUGGAUUGAAAACUGAACUAUAAAAAAUAUGAAAUGUCCCCUCUUGCUGCUUUUGCAGGGGUGUGUGUGUGUAUAUAUGUGUUCUUGUUACUGUUUACAUUACUUGAAAGUGUGGCCUUUUGUCUUAGACUCUAGUUGUUUUGUGUGUCUUGUGUACACAGAGACUCAUCUGUCAAUGACUGCACUGUUUUUGUCCUGAAAACUUGAACAAUUUUGAUAAGACUCCU